Arachis stenosperma is the source of this 681-nucleotide messenger RNA. RefSeq lists its product as uncharacterized. NCBI's taxonomy places the organism in Eukaryota, Viridiplantae, Streptophyta, Magnoliopsida, Fabales, Fabaceae. The coding region runs from base 1 to 681 and encodes 226 amino acids. Gene Ontology annotation, molecular function: nucleic acid binding; zinc ion binding. The transcript has a single exon. The record is from RefSeq and is a predicted model, not a curated record.
AUGUACUGCAAGCAGAGAUCAUGGAACGUGUCGUGUGCCGAGGAAGACGACGAAUUUAGCUGUUCUUGUCAGCGGAUGGAGUCCUUUGGGAUUCCUUGUGUCCACAUGGUUGGGGUUCUGGUUUAUCUGAACAUGACAGCUAUCCCCAAAGGCCUAAUACUUGACCAGUGGACAAAGAAGGCUAAGCAGCCGCGUGCACCUUGCGACGGAACUCAUGUUGGGGAGAUCCCAGACGCGGCAUACAUGAGCAUGCACGCGGCGAUGCUGAAUGAUUGCAGGGAGCUGGUGAGCCUGUCUUGCCGGUUUUUCGAGGACUACGUUGACGUGAAAACAAGGUUGGCAAAGGAGCGUCAAUCCCUACGGGACAAACAUCGCCAAAGGUUGGGUGUUGCUGAGGAGGCCAGCAGGGUGUCUGUUCGGGACCCGAUGCGGGUAAGGUACAAAGGAUGCGGUCGAAGAGUUGUCACCUCCCAGAAAAAGUUUUGCCGUGUUCAGAGAUGUCGACUGUGUGGAAAGGGCGGACACAAUUCUCGCAAGUGUCAACAAUCAAGUACGGGGGAGAACAUCGACAGUUUUGAGGCUGGCUCGGCUUACGAAAGCAUGGAGGCAGGAGAGGGGGUGAGGAGUACUACGAAUUUGAGUGAGCUGGCUGAACCGUUCUUGUUGGUGGUUACGCAUUGA